AUGGGUGCGCUCAAAUACGUCGAAGAACUUCAAAAGAAGAAACAAUCCGAUGUUCUUCGAUUCCUUCUCCGUGUCCGCUGCUGGGAGCUCCGACAACUGAAUGUCAUCCAUCGCGCUUCUCGUCCUUCUCGACCAGACAAAGCCCGUCGUUUGGGAUACAAGGCCAAACAAGGCUAUGUCAUUUAUCGUGUCCGUGUUCGACGUGGUGGUCGUAAGCGACCGGUGCCCAAGGGUGCUACCUAUGGCAAACCCACCAACCAGGGUGUGAACCAACUCAAAUACCAACGUUCUCUCCGCUCCACUGCCGAAGAACGAGUUGGUCGUCGUUGUGCCAACCUGCGCGUCCUCAACUCAUACUGGAUCAACCAAGAUUCAACCUACAAGUACUACGAAGUCAUUCUCGUUGACCCCCAACACAAGGCGAUCCGCCGCGAUCCUCGCAUCAACUGGAUCGUCAACCCUGUCCACAAGCACCGCGAAUCCCGUGGUCUCACCGCAACAGGCAAGAAAUCUCGUGGCUUGGGCAAAGGGCACGUCUUCAACAAGACCACCGCGGGGAGGAGAAAGACCUGGAAGAGACACAACACCUUGUCCCUGUGGAGAUACCGCUGA
Molecule: messenger RNA, 612 nt
Organism: Rhinocladiella mackenziei CBS 650.93
Lineage: Eukaryota; Fungi; Ascomycota; Eurotiomycetes; Chaetothyriales; Herpotrichiellaceae
Product: 60S ribosomal protein L15
Exons: 4
Coding region: 1-612 (203 amino acids)
Biological process (GO): cytoplasmic translation
Cellular component (GO): ribosome; cytosolic large ribosomal subunit
Molecular function (GO): structural constituent of ribosome; RNA binding
Source: RefSeq, a predicted model, not a curated record